Molecule: messenger RNA, 1658 nt
Organism: Prunus mume (Japanese apricot)
Lineage: Eukaryota; Viridiplantae; Streptophyta; Magnoliopsida; Rosales; Rosaceae
Source: RefSeq, a predicted model, not a curated record
CUUCCUUUCUUCCAACCUCAAAUUCUCCCUCCCCCCGUCAAGAAAAGGACAUCUCAAAAUUCUCAUCAAUGCUUGUUUUCCUUCCACCUUUCCCCCCCAAUGCUGGCUCUAGCAAAAUUCCUCCACUACUCAUCUCACUUUAACUAAUGACGUGGCACAAGCCCAUUUGACAAAAGUCCAACAAGUGCAUAAAAUUACAAACCUGACCUCUUGCGACCUUUAUCUUUUAUGUUAUCCCCAUUCUUCAGCACCACAGGUGGCCCAGUUUGCGCUAGGGUAGAGGCCUCGUCACCCAUAACACUCUGCAGAGAUUAUCAAAUACAGAGUGGUUUUGGGAAAUACAGGUGGCUUUCAUUACAAAACAGGAGCCAUCAACAAAAACGGUUCCUUUAUUUUCGUGUCUUUACCAAUAAAACCGUUCUCUGUUUUGAGCUGAGCUCUCACCCUCCAAUUCCGAAACCCAUCAAUCGAUCCCAACCAUGGAAGGGGGAGAUAUCGGUGACUGGGAGAUGCUCCACGACUCGGACCCUCCCCUGGUCAACUCAAAUGACUCGGUUGAAAGCCCUAGUAACUUCGAAGGAAUUGAUGUUGACGCCGAGGGUAUGAUCAGGCCUGAUUACUUCUCUUUGGAUAAUCAGGGCAAGUAUGGGUAUGCUAAGGAUGUGGCUGAUGUCAGCGAAGAGGGUUCGGUUGAGUCCGACAACCCGAGCUGGAUUGACCCGGGUCCGGUGACUCGCUACGGGGCAAAAGAACCGGGUGGGUUCUGGUCCGAUUCGGGCAGUGAUCGGUCCGAUGACCGUAAAAGCAAUUAUCUUGAGGUGAAAAACGAAUUGGGUUUUGCGGGUAAUGACAAAAGCCAAGUUGGUUUUGGAGGGAUUGUAGAAAUGGAGUAUACCGAUGAGAAAUUGGGAAAAUUCGGGUCUGACGAGGGCAAACUUAGUGGGUUGGAUGUGGAAGGCCAACUGAGCUUUGAAGAAAUUGGGGAAAACACAAGGGUUGAGAAGGAAAGUGAGAUGGGUUUUAGUGGAUUGGAUGGUGGAAAUGACAUGGAUAAGAAACCAGAAGAUGGACAAUCAGUUGGGAGCCAAAGUGCCGCACCUGAAGUGAAACCUGAGGCAAAAUCGGGUGCCGAGGUGGUGAAGAGGACAAUCUUGUGGUGGAAGGUUCCAUUUGAGGUCUUGAAGUAUUGUGUUUUUAGGGUGAGCCCUGUUUGGUCCUUUUCUGUGGCCGCAGCAGUGAUGGGGUUAGUUAUCUUGGGGCGGCGAUUGUAUAAGAUGAAGAGAAAGAGCCAGAACUUGCAGCUCAAGGUUACUCUGGAUGAUAAGAAGGUGUCUCAGUUCAUGAGUCGCGCUGUGCGUCUCAAUGAAGCAUUUUCAGUGGUGAGGCGGGUUCCUAUAAUACGACCCUCGCUGCCGGCAUCUGGGGUAAAUCCGUGGCCUGUAAUGGGCCUGAGAUAGAAAAUUCUUGUUGUGAAGUACAUAGAAAAAGAAAGUACUUUGUCCAUGAACUGUGCUAAAAGUACUAAUGUUCUUAUGCUACGCUUUGUAUCAAAACGAUUGUGUCUGUUAUGUAUUAUAACUUUGAAAUUUAGAAUCUUUUGCAUCACUCUGUAAAAUGCAGACAAAAAUUUCCGUUCAGGUACAAAUUUUUACUUCUCU